GAUUCCCAGAAGAUAAGCUUUUGAAAUUGGCGAGAACUUGUCAAAACCAAAGAGUGCAGACUCAGUUCAGGCCAAAUAUCCUAAGGCCGAAUUUGCAACAUCUAGCAUGAAAAGAUUGGUACACAGAACUGUCUACUAUGCAGCCGUAUCUUAAGCAACCUACGUGCACAGAAGAAGGAUGUUUUCCACAGGCAGAAGCUUCACUUCAAAUUGGGCGGAUAUUUUGUGUGAAAGCCUGGCCACAAAGAUCCCUGGCACCACAGCUAUUCGCCCUCGAAGCCACGACCCAUCAGCUAGCUGUACAAAUGGAGAUUUCUAGAAGAUAAGCUUUUGAAAUUGGCGAGAACUUGCCCAAAGCAGAAGGUGCAGACUCAGUUGAGGACAUGCAGACAGCUGUUGCAGUGGAUGAUUGACUCAUUGAUUCAUCAGUUCUGCGCUGGCCGAAGGCUGACAUUCCAACACCUACUAUGAAAAGAUUGGUGCAAAGCAGCUGUCUACUGUGCAGCUGCAGCUUAAGCAACCUUUGGGCACAGAAAGAUGUUUCCCACAGGCGGACGCUUGACUGUCAGCCAGCUGUAUAAAUCGAGAUUCCCAGAAGAUAAGCUUUUGAAAUUGGCGAGAACUUGUCAAAACCAAAGAGUGCAGACUCAGUUCAGGCCAAAUGUCUUGCGGGAAAUGCCAGGAGAGCCAUUCAGCAACUGUUUGCCGCAGUAUUUUGUACAGAAUUUGGACAACGAUGUGCAUGUCUGCAUGUCUUAAUGCUUAAUUAUAGCUUGAACGUUUUCAGGGUGCCUGUAGAGAGGAACAUUUGAUGCCAAAAGCACGUUGCCAGGGUUUGGCGCAGGCCUAACAGGUUCCAAGACGUGAUGGUCUAAGGCCUCACACGGUGUGACAGCCGUGACAGCUUAAACACCAACCAUGGGUGAGGCAGGUUGGGCGUCGGCUUUGGUCCCCACCGUCACCCACCAAAGGCUCAAACCUUUCACCCUGUGUGUACAAUGAGGGCCGCCAAGCCUUCCACUGUAGAGACCUGUGAUUGCUCUGUUCUUACCAUCCCGCAGACCUGAAGGGGCCACAAUUGAGACGCUGCGGCAGCAUUGAGAGAUAGUGACAGAUGGAAGGAGCAGAGCCAGCUCACCAGAGGUCCCUGUUUCCCGAGUCUGACACGUUCUUUGCUGUUUGAGGCCCAUCCUGAAGAACCGAUGCAUGGCAUACAGUUUUGGCAUGUCAUCUCAACCAGCUCCCUGGCUUGCACCGUUGUGGUUGCAAGAUCUCUGACCAGUUAGUUGGAUCGCCUUCCACUCGAAUCGUGAUAUGAUCUCCAGCUAUUCUCAUGGCAUGAGACAGAUGAACAAGUUUACGCCAACCUGGAUGGAGCCUAAAGUGAUCCGCAGUAUCUCGGAUGCUGCUUUAAGCAUGGCAAGCUCUGCGUUGUCCAGCAUCGGCGGGAGUUGCCACACCAAAGGAAAGCAUGCUCAAGUUGACCCAUAUUUUGAUAUCCCGAUACGAUUGCUGCCUCGUUUCAUCACGGUAAGGAAGGAAAUCCGCGCAGUUUCUGACGAAAACUCCGCUCUCCAGAGAGCUAAGCCAGCUAAGCCAGCAAAGCCAGCUAAGCCCAAGUCUUGUUUCUACCACUUGGAGAGGAAGGACUGAAGCUCGGCGAAUGGGAUAUCUUUCCUCGGCUCUCCCAUUUAUCCUCAGCCAAAGGCGAGAGGAAGUGUAAAAAGAAGACAAGAUCUUUGCCAUGCAGCAGGAAGUCCGUGUGUGCGCAAGCCAUCCAUUGCAAAGCGGGCCUUUCUGCUCCUGAGAUUGAAGAGUUCAACACGUAGCACGAGUAGCAAUGCCGACAGUAUGAUGAGGCUCUUCAGAAUUCGCAGCAGCUGAUGCUUCAUGCUCGCUGAGUCGUGCGGGACAGACAGCUUGCGAUUGUUGCUGUCAAUCUUCAGAAGGAAAGGAUCAUGCCGUUGCAAGCCUUCAUUGAGUCCGCCAGGAUCGACUGCUACAACAACUUGGUGCUCUUAAAGAACCUAUGGGACCUGAUUUGAGCAGGACCUGAUUGUCAUGGUGCGGGAAACCUUCUCUGCACAAUGUGCUGUGGGAAAAGAUUGGUGGCCACGGUUCGUGAAUUGAGCAACCAGGUAGUUCGUGCCCAGAAAGACCAGCAGAAAAGGAGCGCCUAAGGAGCGCUGAAAA
Cladocopium goreaui is the source of this 2193-nucleotide messenger RNA. NCBI's taxonomy places the organism in Eukaryota, Dinophyceae, Suessiales, Symbiodiniaceae. The record is from the annotation of a GenBank genome assembly.